CCUCUCAGGCUCAAGAUCUACGAGAGCUGCCGCUUCCUCUCAUCCCUCUCCCUCUUUGUCUCUCUCUGUUGAGCUUCACAGUUUAACGAUCACCGUUUACGACUCCUCACACUUUUGCGGAAGCGAGAGCUUCCGAGAUGGCUUUCAUGGCGGUCUUGGAAUCCGACCUUCGCGCCCUCUCCGCUGAAGCCCGCCGUCGCUAUCCGGGUGUUAAAGACGGCGCCGAACACGCAAUCCUCAAGCUUCGUUCAUUGUCAAGUCCUAGUGAGAUUGCGCAUAAUGAGGACAUAUUACGGAUAUUUUUGAUGGCAUGUGAAGUCCGAACAGUGAAGCUUAGUGUUAUUGGACUUUCUUGUCUGCAGAAACUGAUAUCUCAUGAUGCUGUUUUGCCAUCAGCACUGAGAGAGAUUUUAGCUACACUGAAAAAUCAUGCUGAGAUGGCAGAUGAGGGAGUUCAGCUCAAGACCCUUCAAACAAUAUCAAUAAUAUUUCAGUCACGUUUACAUCCUGAAAAUGAGGAUACCAUGUCCCAAGCUCUUGGUAUCUGUCUCAGGCUUCUUGAAAACACUCGAUCUUCUGAUAGUGUGCGAAAUACUGCAGCCGCUACCUUUAGGCAAGCGGUGGCCUUGAUUUUUGAUCGAGUAGUUUUGGCAGAGUCGCUUCCUGCUGGCAAAUUUGGUUUUGGAGGUCAGCUAUCUAGGACAAGUUCAGUUACCGGUGAUGUUAACCGUAGCAUCAAUCUAUCCGACUCAUUAGACUGUGAAUCAAUAUCUGGAGGGCCGCCAUCAAUGAGGGGGACCUUAACUGAAACUGGAAGACUUGGUCUGCGCUUGCUAGAAGACCUGACGUCUCUUGCCGCAGGUGGAUCUGCAGCGUGGUUACGCGUUAACAUUCUUCCAAGGACAUUUGCACUUGAUAUUAUAGAGUUCAUAUUGUCCAAUUAUGUUGCUGUUUUCAGAAUCUUACUACCCUAUGAGCAGGCUUUAAGAAGGCAGAUAUGUUCACUCCUGAUGACUUCCCUUCGUACCAAUGCAGAGCUGGAAGGAGAAGCCGGUGAACCUAUUUUUCGCCGUUUGGUCUUGCGUUCAGUUGCUCAUAUUAUUAGGCUUUAUAGUUCUUCCCUCAUCACUGAAUGUGAGGUAUUUCUCAGUAUGUUAUUGAAGGUUACCUUUCUUGACUUGCCACUAUGGCAUCGAAUUCUUGUUCUUGAGAUUUUGAGGGGAUUUUGUGUCGAGGCACGGACCUUGCGAAUUCUUUUCCAAAAUUUUGAUAUGCACCCAAAAAAUACAAAUGUUGUGGAGGGAAUGGUCAAAGCUCUUGCUAGAGUUGUUUCAAGUGUACAGAUUCAAGAAUCAAGUGAGGAGAGCCUGGCAGCUGUUGCAGGGAUGUUUAGUAGCAAAGCCAAAGGGAUUGAAUGGAGUCUCGAUAAUGAUGCUUCCAAUGCUGCAGUCUUAGUUGCCAGUGAAGCACAUGCCAUAACUUUAGCAGUAGAAGGCCUACUAGGGGUCGUCUUCACUGUUGCAACGUUAACUGAUGAAGCCAUGGAUGUUGGGGAGCUUGAGUCCCCUAGAUGUGACAGUGACCCACCAGCAAAGUGGACUGGUAAAACUGCAGUUCUCUGCAUUUCAAUGGUUGACUCACUGUGGUUGACAAUACUUGAUGCAUUAUCCCUUAUUCUAUCAAGGUCAAAAGGAGAGGCUAUUGUAUUGGAAAUAUUAAAGGGAUAUCAGGCAUUUACUCAGGCUUGUGGGAUUCUCCGAGCUGUAGAGCCCUUAAACUCAUUUCUUGCAUCCCUUUGCAAGUUUACUAUCAAUUUUCCAGCAGAAACAGAAAGAAAGAGUGCUUUGCCAUCUCCGGCAUCAAAACGGUCCGAACUAUCAGUUGAACAGAGGGAAAGCAUAGUGCUUACUCCCAAGAAUGUACAGGCUUUGAGAACUCUCUUCAACAUUGCUCACCGACUGCAUAAUGUUUUGGGCCCAUCAUGGGUUUUGGUGUUGGAAACUCUAGCGGCUUUAGAUCGAGCGAUUAAUUCCCCACAUGCCACUGCCCAGGAGGUUUCUACUCCUGUCCAAAAGUUUACAAGAGAGCUGUCAGCCCAAUACAGUGACUUCAAUAUACUCUCUUCCUUAAAUUCUCAGCUUUUCGAGAGUUCUGCUUUGAUGCAUAUUUCUGCUGUGAAGUCCCUCCUCUCUGCUUUAUGUCAACUUUCACAUCAAUGCAUGUCUGCUUCAAGUGUUUUGGGACCAACUGCAAGUCAAAAAAUUGGAAGCAUAAGCUUUUCAGUGGAGAGAAUAAUAUCCAUCAUUGUGAAUAAUGCUCACAGAGUGGAACCGUUUUGGGAUCAAGUUAUUAGUCACUUUCUUGAGCUUGCUGAUAAUCCUAAUCCACAUUUGAAAAAUAUGGCACUUGAUGCACUUGAUCAAUCAAUAUCUGCUGUGUUAGGUUCUGACCAAUUCCAUGACUACAAACAAUCCAAAUCUCUUGAAAAUCCUGAGAAAAUGGAAGUCACUCUUGAUAGGUUGAGGUCUCUGGAAAUUUCAGUCAUAUCUCCUCUAAAGGUUCUUUAUUUUUCUACUCAAAGCGUAGAUGUUCGUGUUGGGUCUUUGAAAAUUCUAUUGCAUGUCUUAGAGAGACAUGGAGAAAAACUUCAUUACAGCUGGUCUAAUAUACUAGAAAUGUUGAGGUAUGUAGCUGAUGCUUCAGAGAAAGACCUUGUUACUCUUGGUUUCCAGAAUCUACGGGUGAUAAUGAAUGAUGGACUCUCCACCUUACCUGCAGAAUGCCUUCAAGUGUGUAUUGAUGUGACUGGAGCAUACAGUGCUCAGAAGACAGAAUUGAAUAUAAGCUUGACUGCCGUUGGCCUUCUGUGGACUAUGACUGAUUUCAUUGCAAAGGGCCUUGUCAAUGGACCUUUAGAAGAAAAUGAAACAGGUGUUGGUUCCAUAGUUAAGCAGGUAGACAGUGAAAAGAUGGAGGGUGAAACUCAUAGUAUUUCUUAUAAUGUGAGAGAACACGCUUCAUAUAUAGAUGAUAUUGAUUGUGAGAGGCUCCUUUUCUCUGUUUUCUCGUUACUUCAAAACCUUGGGGCUGAUGAGAGACCAGAGGUGAGGAACUCUGCUGUCAGGACACUUUUCCAAACAUUAGGAACUCAUGGUCAAAAGCUCUCCGAAAGCAUGUGGGAAGAAUGCCUUUGGAAUUAUGUAUUUCCUACAUUAGAUCGUGCAUCUCACAUGGCUGCAACUUCGUCUAAAGAUGAAUCACGAGGGAAAGAACUUGGAACUCGAGGAGGAAAAGCAGUUCACAUGCUCAUACAUCAUAGUCGUAACACAGCUCAAAAGCAGUGGGAUGAAACUCUCGUGCUGGUUCUUGGUGGAAUAGCACGUAUAUUACGGUUAUUCUUUCCCUUUUUCAAAACCUUAAGUAACUUCUGGUCUGGCUGGGAAUCAUUGCUUCAAUUUGUUGAGAAUAGUAUUGUUAAUGGAAGUAAAGAGGUAGCCCUUGCAGCAAUAAAUUGUUUGCAGACAACUGUUACCUCCCAUUCAUUGAAGGGACAUAUGCCAAUGCCUUACCUUAUUUCAGUGAUUGAUGUUUAUGAGCUUGUUCUGAAAAAGCCAUCCAAUUAUGGUGGCUCUGCCCCUGAUAAGGUGAAGCAGGAGAUUUUGCAUGGUCUUGGUGAGCUGUAUGUUCAAGCUCAAGGAUUAUUUAAUAAUGUCAUGUACACCCAGUUGAUAGCUAUCAUAGAUUUGUCUGUGAAGCAAGCCAUGUUGACCAAUGAUAACUUCGAAACAGAAUUUGGAAAUGUGCCACCUGUUCUACGGACAAUACUGGAGAUCUUACCACUAUUACGUCCAACAGAGCAUAUUUCUUCUAUGUGGCUUGUUCUUCUUCGAGAGUUUCUGCAGUAUCUUCCAAGACCAGAUUCUCAUAUGCAGAAUGAGGAUGGUAAAAUAGAUCAAUCUAGAGAGUCUCAGACAAACCAUGAAGCACCUAAUGGCACUACAAUAACACCUAAUAAAGUAGCGGUAUCUCCAGGUUCUGGAUCUACUGCAGCAACAAAUUCACGCAUUCCUAGUUAUAUAUUUGCAGAAAAGCUAGUUCCCGUGCUGGUAGAUCUUUUUCUGCAGGCACCUGCUCUUGAGAAGUAUAUUAUUUACCCUGAAAUUAUUCAAAGCCUUGGAAGAUGUAUGACAACAAGAAGAGACAAUCCUGAUAGUGCACUUUGGAGGUUAGGUGUUCAAGCAUUCAACCGUAUUGUUGUUGACUACGUCAGCAAAUUAACCAAUGGUGAUCCAGAAACAACUAUGAACAAACCUGCCAAGACACGUAUAUGGAAAGAAAUGGCAGAUGUUUAUGAAAUAUUCCUUGUUGGAUAUUGUGGACGAGCUCUUCCCUCGAAUUCCCUCUCAUCAGUGGUGUUAGAGGCUGAUGAGUCCCUUGAGAUGUCCAUCUUAGAUAUUCUUGGUGACAAGGUCCUUAAGUCACCAAUUGAUGCCCCUACAGAAGUUUUGCAGCGACUAGUCUCUACUCUAGACCGUUGUGCAUCACGCACGUGCUCAUUACCUGUGGAGACAGUAGAGCUCAUGCCUCCACACUGCAGUAGAUUUUCCUUGACUUGUUUACAAAAGUUAUUUUCCUUGAGCAGUUAUUCUCAUGAAGUUGACUGGAAUACUACCAGAUCUGAAGUAAGCAAAACCUCUAUUACAGUGCUUGUGACCAGAUGUGAUUACAUCUUGAGCCGGUUUCUGGCAGAUGAAAUUGGCCUUGGUGAGUAUCCUUUACCCAAAGCAAGACUUGAAGAAUCUAUUUUCGUCCUUCAAGAACUGGCACGUCUUCUUGUUCAUCCAGAAGCAGCAUCUGUUCUCUCCUUAAAGCCACGUUUGGGAAGUGCCAUAGAAGAGAACAAGGAGAACGAUGAGAACCGCUCCCAUCUCUUUGUGCUAUUACCUUCCUUUUGUGAGCUUGUUACAUCAAGGGAAUUAAGAAUACGGGAGCUAGUACGAAUAUUGCUUCGAUUAAUAGCCAGGGAAUUGGCUCUGGAAAAGCUCAGUUUAGCUGAAAACAAUACUUCCAUACGACGGCACCCUUAAGUUUGUUUACUUCAAAAGUUUUAAGCUUCCAUGGAUUUUAUUACAUUUUGUGUUUAUCGCGCCUCCCUUUAUCCUCUUGUCUAUUGUAAAUUUUUCUGUAGACUAGGCUAGAACUAUCUAUAGGGAUCAGGAAAUAGAAGUUUGCAUUUUUUCUAUACCCUUGUCAUGAAGUGUGGUUAACCCUACUGUCCCAGCUUCAUUAUCUACAUCCCCACCGAACAAGUCAACAAGGGACGCUGAGUGUCAUGUGGUAUAUACAACCGGAUUUCUAAAGAGGCAGAAACAGCAUAAGGGUAGGAAGCAUAAUCUGUGUGACGGAUCCUAGGAGCAGGAUCUACAUUCCCCUUGCCAAUUUUGUUGUACUACAUCUGGAAUAGCGAGUCUAACAAUGAGCGAAAGCUUUUUAUUUUUCUUUUUUAAA
This is a messenger RNA of Arachis stenosperma, 5508 nucleotides long. RefSeq lists its product as uncharacterized. The transcript has 44 exons. NCBI's taxonomy places the organism in Eukaryota, Viridiplantae, Streptophyta, Magnoliopsida, Fabales, Fabaceae. The record is from RefSeq and is a predicted model, not a curated record. Bases 138 to 5087 code for a protein of 1649 amino acids.